AGCAAGCAGCGUCUGCGUCGUCGUCGUCUCUCUCUAUUCGCCGUUGUUUCCUUCUCUCUCUCUCUGUUUAUAACUUAAUAUUUUUCUCUUCCCAAUAGUUUCAUCAUCGAUCACUGAAUCUUCUCUUCUCUUCUCUCAAGAACAGAUAUUUAUUUUUAAAUAUUUCAACGAGCGACGAUACUAAAGAUCUAUGGCGGAAGAGCAUCGAUGUCAAACACCAGAAAGCAACCGUCUCUGUGUUAACAACUGUGGCUUCCUCGGCAGCUCCGCCACCAUGAAUCUUUGUUCCAAUUGUUACGGCGAUCUCUGCCUCAAACAACAACAACAAUCCUCCUCCUCCUCCUCCUCCAUCAACAAAUCCACCGUCGAUUCUUCUCCUCUCUCCGUUUCACCUCCGUCGUCAUCGUCAUCAUCACCAUCGGAAGAGAUCGCCUCCGUCUCUUCUUCUUCUCCUCAGAUCAUCAUCAUCCCUCCUCUUCUCCAAAAUCCUUCACCCAAGCUAGACAUACCGGAGAAAAAACCACAACAGACUCCGAACCGGUGCACGACGUGUAGGAAACGGGUCGGGUUAACAGGAUUCAAGUGCCGGUGCGGUACGACGUUUUGCGGUGCUCAUAGGUACCCGGAGGUACACGGAUGCACUUACGAUUUCAAAUCCGCCGGUCGUGAAGAGAUCGCUAAAGCGAAUCCGUUGGUUAAAGCAGCCAAGCUUCAGAAGAUUUGAGAUGAGAUCUGAACCGUUCGUUUGCGAUGCGUUGACUUUUCCUCCCUCCGGUCUUUCCCCAAAACGCGUUUUGGCUCCGCCUCCGCUCCCUCCUUCCUCCCGAGACAAACAAAAUAUAACCCGAUGGUGUUGAUUUGAUCUCAGCCGUUCGAUUGGGUUUUUAUACAUAUAUUAUUGUAUAAGAUUUUUAUGUAUUUUUAAAAUAUUAUCAAUCAAAAUGGACACGUGUCAUGUGGUUUUAGGAUGGAGACGCUUUCGCUUUCCUUAAUUUUAAUUUCUCCUGUUCUUUUUUUUUCCUUCUCUCUCUGAAAGAAAUAAAAGUUAUUCGCGUUGGCUU
This is a messenger RNA of Camelina sativa (false flax), 1061 nucleotides long. RefSeq names its product zinc finger A20 and AN1 domain-containing stress-associated protein 6. Gene Ontology annotation, molecular function: zinc ion binding; DNA binding. The record is from RefSeq and is a predicted model, not a curated record. NCBI's taxonomy places the organism in Eukaryota, Viridiplantae, Streptophyta, Magnoliopsida, Brassicales, Brassicaceae.